UAUUAUUAUUAUUAUUUAUAGCUAUAUAAAACAAUGGAUGUCCUGGAUGGGGCUGAAGGAGGAGAAAGCGUGUUGGAUUUAUCUCACUUGAACUUAAACAGUGUCAAUUUUGAGACUCUGGCUGAAAAACGCAGGACAGAAACAACCGAGCUUCAUCUCUGCUACAACAGACUGGCGGCACUUCCGAGCUCCAUCGGCUUCUUCACGAGACUCGAGUUCCUGGACCUGAGUAAUAACGAGCUGUCGGUGCUGAGCGACUCUGUGAGCGGACUGACCCGCCUCAGGACCCUCGUCGCCAAAAACAACCGCCUGGAUGAGUUCUCUCUGCCCAAAGACCUCGGCGCGUUACAGAGACUGGAGGUGGUGAACUUCAGCGGGAACCGCUUCGAGGAGAUCCCCACACAAGUGCUGCAGCUGCGGCGGCUCCACUCACUGUCCUUCGGAGGGAACCGCCUGAAACACAUCCCUUCCGAGAUAGACAGCCUCACCAGUUUGGAGUUGCUGUAUUUGGGAGGAAAUAUGAUCUCCUCGAUCCCAGUGGAGCUCGCCAACCUGCCCGUGCUCAGCUACCUAGCACUGUGUGACAAUCGCAUCCAAAGCAUCCCACCCCAAUUCACCAGGCUCCACUCCCUGCGUUCUCUCAGUCUUCACAAUAAUCUCCUGACGUAUUUGCCGCGUGAGAUCCUCAGCCUAGUGCAGCUCCAGGAGCUCAGUCUCCGUGGCAACCCACUGGUCGUGCGUUUUAUUAAGGACAUGACCUAUGACCCGCCGUCGCUGCUGGAGCUAGCGGGUCGCACCGUCAAAACGCGUAACCUCCGCUACUCGGAGCAGGACCUGCCCGCGGGCCUCGUCAACUACCUGGACCUGGCCAGCAAGUGUCCUAACCCCAAGUGUGGAGGUGUCUACUUUGAUUCCUGCGUGCGCCACAUCAAGUUCGUGGAUUUUUGCGGGAAGUACCGGCUGCCCCUCAUGCACUACCUGUGCUCCCCAGAAUGCACCUCUCCCUGCAGCUCGAACCCUCAGAGCGACGCGGACUCGGAUGACGACCAGAGCGUCCCCGCCGACCGGCUUCAGAGAGUCCUGCUGGGAUAGCAUGCACGCACGCACACACACACACACACACACACACACAGAGCUCUAGUCUCUGUCUUACUGGUGCUGCUUUUUCAUACACACACAAUUUUUGUAUUCUGCUUGCUCUCGUGUGUCAACUAAAACCAAAACAGCUUUGUGGCUGCAGCACACUGAGCCGGAGUCUGGUCCUUUUUUGUCAUAAAAAUGAUAAAAUUUGAAUUGGUGUAUUAAAACUUCUAGCUAAAAUAUGACAACUCAGUGUUACGUGGCUUAUAGUUUCUAGUGCUGCAGGUUCCCGCUGUUUUUUUUUUCUUUUAUUUGUUUUUGUUUGGUUUUUCCCCAUCGCUUUCACUUUAAGAAACCAAAUUCUGUGGCGCGUACACAACAUCAGAGACGGCUGACUGCUUUUACGCACAAAAAAAAAAACAACAACAUUGAGCCUCAUUUAUCCCCCACAAUACACACAGAUUUAUUUCUAAAUAAUUACCACCAGCAUUUGGUUAUCAUUUUCAAAUCUAUUAAACUCAGAUACUGUAAACAUCACUAUCCUACUCCCACUCCUGAGGUUUUCGUUUAUUUUUUUUGUAAAUUUAGGUAACACACCUCAAUCAAACCCAAAUGUACUUCAGAUGUUUUAAUUAGUAAUCAUCAUUGUCAUUUUUAUUCCCUUAAAUAAUGUAGAGGUUAAAUGGCUAAACUGUAUCAGGUUCACAGUGAUGCAAGAACGCGCUUAUCCAGAGCAACCUUCCUUCCCUUUCAUCUUUUACUCAGUAGGUAUCACUAGAGGCAAGUGAGGUGUGUCAGGAGCAUGUGAUUACGAUGCACAUACAAAGCAUUCUUAAACUUUUAUAUAUCCAGCAAACUAAAAUGACUUUUUUAUGGCUUACACAGACGUUAACCCACGGCACUCACGGUCACGUCUUAUUGUAGUCAUAUUUGACAUUUAAAGAUUUGAGUUGUCAUGGUAACGAAACGAUGCUCUUAAUCUCAAGAGCAUGAAAGAACGUUCAUGGUGCUCAAACUGGCGUUUUUGCGAUUUCUUACAGUACGUACGAAUAUGUUUUACGGUAGUCAGUGGAACACGUGUUAAGAACCGUACUGUACACACACCAUGUACAGUAUCUCAACAGGAUGGAAAGACGUUUCGAAUGGUUUUCUUGCAUAAUUAGGCACGGGUGAUGCUAAAAUUGUGUGACACUGACAAUAAAGACUUGUUAGAUAGGGAUGCAUCAAUGUCAUUUCUAAUAGAUGUAUCGAUUAUCAGUACUUGUCGAGACAUAAACCUGUGCUGAUACCCGACAGACUUGUUGUGAAUGAAUCAGGGGUCUCAUGUAACGUUUUAUUUUGCCUUGUUUUUGGUGUCGAUAGUGGUCACAAGUGAAAAGUGCACAAGUGUGUAUUCAUGCACUUGGGAUUUGUUCUUAAUAAUGUUAUGUAGUUGACUACAGUAUAUCGCAGUGGACGGGUUUGUUUCACAUCUGAAAAACUCUUCUGUUUGAAUUGUUUCCGUUACGUCAGGAUCCCUCGUUGUCAUGCUUGUUAUGAGCUGGUACUUUUACUAUUUUUGUGUUGGUGGUAAUUUAGUUUUUCUGACCUAACAAGUGUGUUGUCAGCUUCUCCUGCCAUUUGUAGGAAUUUCCUCCUUUCCAUAUUUUACACACAGUCUGCAAUACUUUUCCGUCAACAAUCACAAUACGUCCAAAUUGUGGAUUUGUGUCAUCUGUUUAUUAUUGAGUAAAUGGUACACUUUUGCAGGCACGAUAUCUGAUGGAUAUCAGUACCAGGAUUGAUGUACCACUUUUUUUUUUUUUUUUUUUUUUUUUUAAUUAUCCUUGGAAAGUUUUUAACUCCUAAAGCAUCAUUGAGGCACCAUCCUGAGAUGUCAGAUCACCUGUUUUGUGUUUUUUAAAUAAUUUAUUUAAUUCUAAAUGCUACACACAUAAUGUAUACAACAUUUAAAAACUUAGAUUUUCUGGAAUAAAACAAACCCAGGAGUAAUUUUCUCGAGUGUGUAGUUGUAGAGUUACAGCACAUUAUGUGAAGGGAGCGAUACACUAUUGUGAAUACCUUCCUGGAUGUUUGAUGUAAAACCAGUGUAUGAGCUCAAAGAUUAUUAAUAAUAGUAAUAAUAAUAACAAUAAUAACUGGAUUAGUAUUACUAUGAUUUUUCAAUAAAACGUUUAUCCCAUGUACAGUAGAAAUCUUUAAAAAGAAACCAUGUUCAAACUGUAAUAAUACUUUAAAACAUCAGUACCAGUCAAAAGUUUGCGCACACCACCUUAUUCAGUGUUUUUUGUUAAGUGAUGUAUUUUAUAAAUUUUAGAACAAUACUGGAUUUUUAUUAUUAUUAUUAUUUUUAAACCAUGAAAUGCAAUAACACACAGAAUUGGGUAACUGCGUGAUGACAACGACAGUCGGUUGUUAUUUUAAGACACAGACAGCAUUUCUGGAAUAGUUCUUGCAAGAAACUCUUAUGAAGACCUUCCCAGGAAAGCAAGACCAAAACUUACUAAGUUCAUUUAGAGUUACCAGCCUCAGAAAUCACCAAUUAACAAAUAAAACCUCAGAUUAGAGCCAUUAUGGAGACUUUACAGAUCAUAACUAGCAGAUACAUCACAAUAUCAACUGUUCAAAGGAGAUUAUUUCAUAUUUUGGACGCCUUCAGCAUUGCUUUACAGUGUAGAAAGAAAGAAAAAUUGACCUGAAAGAAAAGGACAGAUAACAGUUACUACUGUUAAAUUUGUGUCUAUUCUUUGGGAAAAAAAUAGCAGUGAUCCUUAAGGGGUUAAACUAAAGUGCCUUAUAUGUUAUAUGGUUAGGAAAUAAAAUGUUUCUUCUUCCAGAUUGUAGUUUGUAUAACGCACAUCUUUAGACUUUUUAAAAUUUAAUAAUUAGACUGUUAAACUGUGAAUGACAAAAGACUAUUUGAAGAUGAUAAUAUUUAAUAAUAUUCUUAACACUGAUAUUGGUACAUUGAUAUAUUAUCUAUAUAUUCGUAUCUAUAAUAUAAGAGUGAUUGAGCGUGAAUGUUUUGGGGUGUGUGUGUGUGUGUGUGUGUUAGCUGGAGAUCAUGGCAUUGUACCCCUGUGUCCUUACUUCUCUGAGCCCUUUAACAGCUCAUGGCUGCAGACAUCUUUUAUUUAUGUCACACUUCGUGCCUUCGCUAUAGCUGUUACAUCCUUUUUACGAGCGAAAUCUAUAAACCGAAGAGAGACGAAGUAGAUUAUGGAGAAAAUUCAGUUUUUGAAGUCACCGUUUAUUGUUUAUUCAGUGCAAAACUUUCUUAUUCUCACUUUCAGUCUCUUUGCAUAGUCAGAAACCUGGACUAAUAAUUUGACUUUCAUUUAUAUAUUGAUUUUAAUUUGCAUGAAAAUCAAAAUAUAAAAAAUAUACAAAACUUUUCAAUAUAUAUGAGAUGGAAAUGGAUCAAAUUUUAAAGAAUGUUUUUUUUACAAGCCCAGUUCUCACUUUCAAGAUAUUUACUAUGAAUUGCUAUGAGUUCACAAAUCUUGAUGAGCCUGAGUUGGUUGUACGCUUCUUUGUGCCUUUACAUAUGGCUGUGGUAUUUUGCUUAGCUUGACCAUGCUCUAGCUUUUCUUUGGUUUUGCCUUAGCUUUGCCUUAUCACAUAGCUAAUGACGUCAGUAUGCAUUAUAGACACUCAUUAUCUUCUAUACCGCUUUAUCCUGUAUUCGGGGUCGCAGCAGGCCUGGAGCCUAUCCCAGGAGGCUAAGGGCACAAGGCAGGGUACACCCUGGACAGGCUGCCAACUCAUCGCAGGGCACACACAUACAUACACACACACACUUACACACUACGGGCAAUUUGAGAACACCAGUUGGCCUAACCUGCUAACUGGUGGGAGGAAACCAGAGUGCCCAGAGAAAACCCACCAAGCACGGGAAGAACCCGGACCCUCGAGGUGCAAGGCGACAGUGCUAAACCACUACACCAGCCUCUGCAUUGUAGACACAUUAAUGUCAAAAAUCGAAGCGAAAGCAAGUCAUAGUGAAAAUCAUGAAAGCAGGAUCUGGGCUUAAUGGUUCUUAGUGUCAAUUUGAUUAUCUUUUAUUUAAUAAUAAGUCUUAAACAUUAAGUAGUAUUAAGUAUGUUAAAUCUCUUUCUUUUUUUUAAGUCAAGUUUGGACUUAUAAGAAAAGUAGAUUGAAAGUAGCACGUUAAAAUUUGGUCCAUUACAUUAUAACACUCCUUAGCUCCUUUUUUCUUUUACAUUACAGUGAUAUUAAUAACUAUGCAACUGAAUGUGAUUUAAAUCUGAAACUGUUUAACUUACUGCCUAUUGGUUUUUUUGUAAUAACUAAUCCUGUUAUUACUUUUUCUUUACCCCCCCUGACAUAAUGCAAUAGAGUAUAUU
This is a messenger RNA of Clarias gariepinus (North African catfish), 5447 nucleotides long. RefSeq names its product leucine rich repeat containing 58b (gene lrrc58b). The coding region runs from base 34 to 1092 and encodes 352 amino acids. Gene Ontology annotation, molecular function: protein binding. NCBI's taxonomy places the organism in Eukaryota, Metazoa, Chordata, Actinopteri, Siluriformes, Clariidae. The record is from RefSeq and is a predicted model, not a curated record. The transcript has 4 exons.